GGGAAACUGCCAGUGAAAGCUGACGCUGACUUUGAGUGCGCGCUAAAUUCAAAGUCCAGGCUCUGCGUAAAACUGAAGUACAAACAACUAGAGAUUUCCUGAGGAUUUAAGAUAGUUAGGUAGUUGUAAUUUAUUUUCAAAGGUUUUUCAUUUCUUAAAAAGACUCAGCUGUGCCUCAGCGUCCAAAAUAGUUUGGGACUUUCCACAACCGAUGUUUACGCACAGCUGUCUUGGUUUUACUUAUGAGCUUAUGCCUGAAACUGCCAGGAUCCGUUGUUUAUCGCCUUGGAAGUGACUGUAUGUACCCAGAUGGAUCAGUGACUGCUGACAGGUAUGCUAGAUGAAAUGGAGUAACGUUUCCAAUGGAUAGAGCAGAGCUUCUGUGGUUACUUGCUAGUUUCUGUCAGGUGAUUUUGCUGACAUGUGAACAGCAUUUAAACCCUGUUGAGCUUGACGUUAUUUUUCAGUCAUUCCCUUCCACUAAAGAUCCAGACACCUACGCAGUCUCCUGCAGGACUGCAAGUAACCAUCUGGUGUAUGUGCAGCCCAUUGAUCAUUCAGCAUGCUCCCGUGACUGCAAAAUGUCACUGCGAUUGAUUGACGACCCAAGAGGAUACAACAUCACGCUGAGAGCCAGCAGAAAUGAUGUAACUCUUGAGGCAAAGACCUUUCACUUUAUUCCAGUCUCCCUGUCCUCCCUUCAAGUAUACAGCACUGCGACUACUGCUCUCCUGACAUGGGAACUUCACAGACAACAAAGCCUAACUACCUUGAGUCUAUACAACACUCACACACAAUCUGUCACACACAUCUUCAACGUCAGCUCAUCAGUGGCAGAGUCUCAAUACGCAGUGAAAGGUCUCCAGCCUGGGACACGCUUCAAGGCCAAAGUUGUGGUGACAACAUUCCUCAAACACCUUAAUAUGAGCUUGAAGCAGAGACUCGACAUUGGCAUGGAAACAGCUCAGUGCCCUCCUGACUGGUUGGCCAAUGAGAGAAGCUGCUAUACUGUGAGCAGGACAGGUUUGACGUGGAGUGAUGCCCUGCACAGAUGCAAAAACUUGGCAGCUGGAAGUCACCUGGCUGACCUGAAGACCCGGGAAGAUCUGCUCUUCAUAUCUUCUCACCUGCUGAGCCACAACAACCUGCUGCUGCUGUGGACUGGACUCAACGACCAGCAGGAGGAGGGACAACCUCUCUGGUCUGAUGGCUCAGUCCAUAAUCUGACGAACACUAUGAAGUCAUCACUGCCAGCCAAUCAGACAGACUGUUUUGCCCUUCAGAGGAAUGCUAUAGGGCCCGGAUACUUUCUCACUCCAUUCUUCUGUAACAUCCCCUUACCCUUCAUCUGCCAGUACCAGACCCCUCAAGUCCCUGCCUUAUUCUCCUUUGACCUGGUUCGGGUGACAGAGCAACAGGUAGCGCUUCACUGGAGUGACCUCUCACCCUUGAACUCACUUAAUAUUUCAUCUUUCGAGAUAUUUCUCCAGUACCAAGAGGAGGCAACUGGAGAGUCUGGUCAAAGAGAAGAAGAUAGAGGCAGGAAGUCAGAGGACAAAAAGAGGACACAGAACAAAAAAAUGGUCAAGGUCCCAAUUUCCCUGUCCUCUAGAGGGGUAACUGUGACAGGUUUGUCUCCAGGGAGUGUUUACUCUUUCACCCUUCGAGCGGCUCACCCUGCUGGCUCCACCUGGAGCUUGGGACAAACACGGACCGCCUACACUAGACCUCUUCCUCCUCAAAAUAUCACUCUUGGCCCUAUUACCAUCAGUCAGAUUAGUGUCCACUGGGUGCUGCCAGUUGCACAGUUAAGGGUCGGAUGGACAUUUGUUGUGCGCUAUGUGGACAUGUCUUCAAGACAAGAGAAGAUAGUUGGAAUGACCAACAUCUCCAGGUUAUCAGAGACUGGUGGGUUGCAGCCAUACACUGCUGUGAUUGGAGGGCUGGAGUCUUAUAGGAAAUACAGGGUUGAAGUUAACACAGUCACCCAGCAUGGGAUAGGGAGCUGUGGACAGGUGCCUGUGACUGUACAGACUGCGGUGAGAGCUCCUGGUGAUCUGGUGGUGUUGAGCUCGAUGGCAAAUCUUACAGUCUGCUGGACCAGCCCACCUGAUGACCCACCAGACGGUUAUUAUAUCACAUUCCACCCACCCAUUAACCCCACACCAACUUCACUGUGGAUAAACCAGUCCAGUCCUGGUGUACAGUGGGUAAAUGAGUCUGUGUGUGUUAAUCUGGGCACAUUCACUCCAGGUCAAACAUAUGAAGUUGGAGUAGUCUCACUGAGGGGGGAAGAUAGGAGCAUGAAGACCAGCAUCAUAUACACCACAGAUCCAAUGCCGGUUCAGGUAGUGGUCCCUCUUUCAGUGGGUGUAAACUCUGCACAACUGUACAUCCAGCAUCCACAACUGGGUCUGAUUGAUGGGGUGAAAGUGUGUGUAUGUCCACAAGUGUGCGACAGUGUGUGUGAGAGAUCGUGUGGGUACACAUGUGACUGGUACUCUCUCCCUGCCGGCGUUCAUAUCAUAACUCUUCGCAACCUUGGUCCAGGAUCAGAGUACCAGCUCAGGGUGCACAGCACCAGUCGAGAGCAGAUUGGACCACCUUACUACACCCGCCCUGUUAGAACAAGUCUGGCUCCUCCCGACAGAGUGAGGGAGGGUGUGGUGACAGAUUCAUCCAUAGAGCUGCUUUGGGAUCCAGCACAAGGGCAGGCUCACAGCUACGAGGUCAUCUGCCUUAACUGUGACCAUUCACACAUGGUGCAGAAGGUUUUCAGUCCCAGUGCAGUGUUUUCUAGUCUGACUCCAGGCAGACUCUACCACUUUGUAGUACGAACAGAGAAGGAGUCCUUCACAGACAGUUCCCCCGUCUCUAUCAACAUCACUGCAGCUCCCAGCCCAGUUGAGGUGUCUCUUGUCAGUAAGACCACAUCCUCCAUAUGCAUUCAUUGGGUUAUGGUCAGGGGAGUGGUAAGCGGACUCAUCCUGUCAAUCAAAAACAGAACAUCCAAUCAAGAGCUGAUGAUUUUUCAUCAGGAGCCCAGAUCUUACAACUUCGAAGGCCUUGCUCCCGGAAGCCAAUAUACAAUUGAAGUGAUUAGCACCAGCGGGGAAAAAAGGAGUGAACCUUGUACUAUGAUCCUCCAUACUAUCCCAGAGGUGCCACAGGAAGUGACUCUGUCAGAGCCGGUAGUGACGUCUGUGUUUGUUACCUGGAGACCAUCACGGGGACAGGUAGAGGGGUACAGGCUUGUUUUUGGCCUGCUGUCUGUGGACACGAAAUCGUGGAUUGAGGUGCUUGUCCAGGGCACAAGUUAUGAGAUCAGGGAUUUGAUCCCUGGGUCAGACUACAGUGUCAGCAUUCAGAGUGUGCUCGGCUCAGACACCAGUCAGGCAGUCCACAGAGAGUUCAGUACACGCCCGGCAGGAUUAUGCGCCCUUCAUUUAGCCAACAUAAACUCUACUUCUGUCUCUGUGAGCUGGGACAGUGCAUUCGGAGAGUUUGACUUCCACAGAGUGACUGUAACCAACACCUCAGUCACAAACACACUCACCAUACCCAAGAAGGAGCGGUUUGCCGUGGUCACAGGGCUGGUGCACGGCUGCAGCUACAACGUUAGCGCUGAGAGAGUGAGAGGAGUGACAGCGGGGAGCCCUGCCUUUCUGACUGUAACCACAGUGCCAGCCCGUGUACAAGGAGUGCGUUUCGUGAAUGUCUCUGCACGUGCAUUCUCCCUACGUUGGGAGCAGGCGGUGGGGUGUGUGGAUCAUUACGAGGUGACCCUGCAACCAAACCAGGGGAAAGUCACAGUGCACCCAGCACGUGAUGGAUACAUUCAGGCCGAUGUGGUAAAUGUCAGUCCGGGGACAAAAUACACCGUAACAGUCACAGUAGCCUCUUCCUCCUCCUCCUCCUCCUCCUCCUCCUACUCCUCCUCCAACAUCAGCCCUGGAGUCAGUCGCAUGAUCAAUACUAAUGAGAGUGUUCUUGGACCACCUUUAGGCCUAGAAGGAGAGGCCGUGGGCUCUAAUGGUAUUCUGCUCUCCUGGACCAUGCCACCUGAUGCCAACAACAUUGAUGGAUAUGUCAUCAGGUACAAGGAGGUGUGUCCUUACCCCGAUCCCACCUUCACACAGACGACCAAGUACCUGGACAUACCAGAGACCCUGCUCACUGACUUCACCUCAGGUUCCACGUACCACAUUGAGGUAGCAGCCAUAUCUCCAGCUGGAAUAGGAGCCUUCAGCAAAUCUUUAUACAUAAAGACUGCUGAGUCCCCCCCUGGCCUGGUGACCAACUUGACAGCGUUUGCUCAGAACCACACCUUCGUCGUGGUUACCUGGUUCCUGCCGCACCGCAUCAAUGGCCUUAUCACAAAGUUUGCUGUCAAGGCGAAACAUGCUCGUACUGGGCAGACUGUCCGCAUGCUGGAGGUCAAUGCAGAAGACAUCAUGACCGGAGCACUGCCUCACUGCAAUGAUGCAGCCGAUAUCCUGUCCCGUGCGACUCUUAGUCCCUUGGAGAUAACAGCAUCGUCUCCACCCAUCACCCUUUCCGCCGUGCCCCCUGCAGCCUCCUGGAGUGUGCCCAUAUCAGUAGGAGUUGAUCAGCUUCGACCUUACACUGCUUAUCUAUUUGAAGUGUCUGCCUUCACUUCUGAUGGAGAGGGACAGAUAGCCUCCACUAUGGUCCGUAUGCCAGAAUCAGCCCCUGAGGACUCACCACAAAACUUUGUAUUAAAUAUGACGUCUCGAUCAAUCUCCGUGUCCUGGAACUCUCCCAAUAUUAUCACAGGAAAAUUCACCUACAUGCUCUACCUUUAUGGACCUACAGGAUAUUUGUAUGAGAACAGCACAGGGGACAUGCGGUUUGUAUUUACUGGUUUGACCCCCUACACAAGGUACACAGUGGCCGUCCGAGCAAAAGCUGCUGGAGAAGUGGGUCCAGCAGCGCAGGAUGAUGUAAUUACACCUGCUGAAGCACCCAGUGCAGUGCAGGACUUGGUGGCAAUAGCUGAGGACUCAGUUUCAAUCCGUGUGAGUUGGAGAAGUCCUGCUCAACCCAACGGCUUGAUCACGCAGUACAGAUUGCAGGUUCUGGUUGACAACAUACUGCUGCAAGACAUCACCCUCAUGGCAGAAGUGAAUACAACAAUUAUGGAUGAAGAUCAGACACUUCCCCCUGAUGUCCAUAACAAUCCAGGGCGACGUAAGAGAACUGCUGAGCUCAGCCUGAUCACAUCACCGCCAACUUUCACGGCCACUAUUUCUGAUCGCACGCUGCCCACUACUGUGACUACUUCCAGCCCUGCACACUCCAAUGACCAAAUCAGUAACACCGAUGCUCACCCAACUGCAGGCUCCACAAUCACUGAGGAGCCCAGCACCAGUUACGCUUCUGCUUCACACUCUAACAGCACAAAUAUUCAGCCUACUGACUCUGCAGUCGUUGAGACCUCUGAAUUUGCUUUUACCUCUGUGCCACCUGCUACACCUCCACCCUGGCUGACGGAGCAAUCUCAUACUGGGGUUAUGACCUCAGAUUCCUCCCCAUUACCCCUGACCCUAGGCCAGCUUCACUUGUCCACGCAUGAUGCAUCGAUUACAGGACACUUAUCAACACGCAGUGCGACGGCUUCUGGUACUACAGGUGUAACAGUGAGAGAGGAGAUGGUGGGUGUUUUCUCUGAAGAAUUGUCUUACCUGGUGUACGAUCUGAGUCCCUUCACCGCUUACACGUUCAGGGUCACCGCUUCUACAACUGUGGGGGAGGGUCCUGCAGCAAAUAUCACUGAGAAGACCAGAGAGCAGGUCCCUAGCUCAGUGCUUGACGUGUCCUAUCAAAACAUCACCUCCAACUCCAUACUAGUGAGCUGGGUCCCACCACUCAACCCCAAUGGGCUGAUCACACAUUACACUGUCUAUGGUCUCAAACUGCACAGUAAUCAGGCUCUCAAGUGGGUUACUAACACUACCAGCAUACUGAUAACAGAUCUGGACAAGUAUACUGGUUAUAAACUACGUGUAGCUGCAUCGACAGCUGUGGGAGAGAGCUCUCUGUCUGAGGAAGAUGACAUCUUUGUUUUCACCUUAGAGGAUGAGCCUGAAUCGCCCCCUGUGAACCUCACUGUGGAUGAGACCAGCCCCUCCACUGCCACACUAGUCUGGUCUCCACCAGAGAAAGCCAAUGGGGUGAUACAACAUUAUGAGGUCCUGUAUGAGAACGAAUCCUACUCUGCACUGAUGAACACGUCCUCUAACAGAGUCACACUGAUGAACUUGAAACCAUUCUCCUACUACAAUGUGUCUGUGAGGGCGUACACGCGUUACGGCCACGGCAACCAAACGUCAGACACUUUAUACCUGCUGUCUGGAGAGGACGUCCCAGGCAGUCCUCCAUAUGGCGUUACUUUUGAGUCGGUCAGUCCCAGCGAGGUGAACGUGACCUGGCAGCCUCCUCUGCUGCCUAACGGGCUCAUUACCCACUACAGCCUGGAGCUCUGGAAUUCCACUCACUACCUGAACCUCACUUCCCCGUCCAACUACAUCCACAUCACGCACCUGAGGAAGUAUGCACACUACCGCGUCAUGGUGCAAGCGCACACACGUGUCGGGCCCGGAAACUACAGCAGCGAGCCGCUCAACAUCACCACACUGGAGGAUGUGCCAAGUGACUCAGUGCGAAACCUGACUGCUCAGAUCUUCAGCUCCACAGCCAUCAUCGUCAGCUGGGACCCUCCCAUGGAGCCAAACGGCCGCCCCUACUACCUGCUCACCUUACAAGAAGCCGGCGUCCCCCCAAAUUUAUCCAACCAAGGGACUCCAGCUGUCAACAAGACUAUCAAGCAUACCACAACUGAUAAUGUCUUCCUAUUCACCAGACUCAAGAAAUAUUUCCCUUACGUGCUGACUGUUACUCCGGCAACAGGUGCUGGCCCUGCCUUGAACCAUACCAGCACAAUGUACCUGAGAACGGAUGAUGAUAUUCCUAGUUCUGCUCCAGUGCUGUUGUCCGCCAGGAAUCUGUCAUCGUCUUCUAUCGCAGUGGUCUGGCAGCGCCCUCUUGAGGCCAACGGAGAGAUAACAGAGUAUAUGCUCACUCUAUUCGGCUUAGUGGGCUCCAACACAACGCAUACCCCCAACACUUCAAUCAUCCUCACCGACUUAAUUCCAUACACAGCUUACAACCUCACUAUUACUGCUGCAACGCGUAAAGGAUCAGGGCCGUAUCUGCUGGUGCAGCUGCGCACUGAUGAAGGAGGCCCCAUGUCCCCUCCCCGUAACCUGACUAUAUACAACCACACAUCGGUCUCUGUGUGGCUGAGCUGGGAGCCUCCUCUGGAGCCCAAUGGAGUGGUGAUACAGUACGGCUUCAGGAUCCGAAACCUCAUCACACAAGCCGUCACACACAGGAAUUCCUCCGGUCCGUCGACCACUGAGCACCUAUCAGGCUUCAGGCCUCAUAGCUCCUAUGAGAUCAGUGUUUACAGUUACACCAGAGUGGGCCAUGGGAACCAGUUCAGCAGCCCGGUGACCUUCACUGUCUGAUGCUGUGGGGAACCUGUCUUGCUUAGGAGUGAGCUGGGAUUCAGUUCAGCUGUCUUGGGAACUUCCGGCCAACCCUAAUGGGCAGAUCCUUUUUUAUGAGAUUCUGUUGGAGGUAGACUUGCAGUCCUACACACUCCAGGCUUACACAUCAGAGUACACAGUGACUGGGCUGUCACCAGACCAGGGAUACGCACUCACUGUGGCUGCAGUCAACUCCGCAGGACCAGGAGACAGAGUAAACUGUACUGCUUCCACUCUCUCUGAAUCAGUCCCAGCUGCUCCUCACCUCCUCACUAUCUCUCAGGUCACACCUAACAAUGUGACACUUCAGUGGGCUCCACCGCUCUCCAUCCCAGGCCUGCUGAAAGAGUAUCACAUCAUUGCACAGCUGCUUUCAACUGUUUGUCAACCAAACAUACUAACUACUCCGCAGCCGGCCCCAGAGGAUGAACUGACCUCAGACUGCGUGGACUCUAAUGUCACAGUGUCUGUGAAUGCCUCGGAUGGCACAGAAGAGAACCACAGCGUCACACUCCAAUCCCUGGCUAAAUACAGAUACUACCGCUUCAAAGUGGCUGCUGUGACCAAUGCUGGAGUUGGCGAAUAUACACACUGGAAUUAUGCACUCACCCUGGCUGGAAACCCAGAUGCUCCUCCCCGUGACUUGAAUGUGACCCCAACCUCCAACGGCCUUCGCAUCGCAUGGGGCGCUCCAGCUGUUCUCUCUGGACCGACUUCGUACCUAGUGCAGGUGGAUGGUCCUGAUUUGAACAUCUCAACAGUCCGAGCUCCAGGAGAGUUGACGACUGUCGUUGUGACUAACUUGACUGCUUUCACUCGUUACUUUGUGACUAUCACUGCCUUCACUGGUCCAUUGGAGCGCGCCACCAGCGAUGGGAAGGCUAUUGGGCCUAUUGAAUAUCAAACACUGGAAGAGGAACCCAAAGACCCUCCCAAGAAUGUGAUUGUAUCAAUCAUCCCAGAGGAAGUGAACCGCGUGAAGGUGACUUUUACCCCUCCAGAGGAGCCCAAUGGAAACAUAACUGCCUACUUUGUGUACAUCUACGUAAAGGAUCAGCUUGUCAAGAAUGUCAGCCUUAAUAUCACCCAAAGAGACCAAAACAUGAUGACUGCUGUCAUAGAGGGCUUAAAGGGAGGAAACAGCUACAGUAUACAGAUUUCAGCAAAGAACGGGGCUGGUAGCAGUCCACCCAGCCCACAUGUCCAGAUAACUACGGGGAUCAAAGCCCCGGCCAAGCCAACCCAAAGACCCCAGGCAGUACUGGGCCAUGGAGGGGUUGCCAUGGUAACCCACAGGAGUAUCACCAUCCGCAUGCCUGCCUGUUUCUAUAGUGACAACAAUGGACCAAUCACAAAAAUUCAGGUCAUCGUGGCCGAGUCAGGGGUGAAGGACAACCAGAACCUGACCAACUGGAAGAAUGCGUUUUUUUAUCGCCCUGCCCCUUACCUGACUGACAAGGGGUUCCCCAACCCGCCAUGUGACGGGACAUCACGCAUGGACACACGUGUCAGAGGUGGUCGCAGUGUGUCUGAAGGCGGCCGGCCCCUGGUGAGGCAAAAUCACACUACGGCAGGAACGUACGUCAUCGGAGAGAACGAUGAGUGUAUGAUGGAGAACAACACUGAUAAUUUCUGCAAUGGACCUCUGAAGCCUAACACAGUCUAUGUGUUCAAGUUCAGAGCCACUAACAUCAAUGGCCAAUCCACAGACUCUGAGUACUCAGACCAUGUCAAAACUGCAGUGGACGGGCUGUUGACCAGAGAUGAGCAGAUCAUUCUGGGAGUUCUGCUCUCCUUCUUCUUGUCUGUGUUACUCAUCAUCAUCAUCUGUGGCUCAGUCAAGAUCCAUCAGCGCAAGAAGGAGGGUGGGACUUAUUCACCCAGAGAGGCAGAGAUCAUAGAGACCAAGUGUAAACUGGAUCAGCUGAUUGCCGUGGCCGAUCUGGAGCUGAAACAAGAAAAACUCAACCGGUACUCUUCCUUCUUCUUUAGACGGAAAGAGAUUUAUGUGAUUCAGCUGCUCAGCUACAGGAAAUCUCUCAAGCCUGUCAACAAGAAGUCUUUUCUGCAGCACGUAGAGGAUCUCUGUGCCAAUGACAAUGCCAAGUUUCAGGAAGAGUUUGCUGAGCUUCCAAAACUGCUGCAGGACCUGGCCACCACAGACGCUGACCUGCCCUGGAACAAAUCCAAAAACCGAUUCCCCAACAUCAAACCUUACAAUAACAACCGAGUAAAAUUGCUGUCAGAACCGGGCUCUGCGGGUUCUGACUACAUCAAUGCCAGCUUUGUCUCAGGCUACCUUUGUCCCAAUGAGUUCAUAGCCACCCAGGGUCCUCUGCCUGGCACAGUGGCUGAUUUUUGGAGGAUGAUCUGGGAAACAGGAACCCGCACCAUCGCCAUGCUCACGCAGUGUUACGAGAAGGGCAGAAUUCGGUGCCACAAGUACUGGCCAGAGGACAAUAAGCCCAUGUCAGUGUUUAGUGACAUUCUCAUCUCUAAAGUGUCAGAGGAAGUCCUUCCAGACUGGACUGUCAGAACCCUAAAAGUAGAAAAGCACGGGCACUACAUUCUGGUUCGCCACUUCAACUACACAUCGUGGCCUGAGCACGGAGUCCCAGAGUCCUGCAGCACUCUCAUCAAGUUUGUCAAAGCUGUGCGAGCCCACAGGCACGACAACACAACUAUAGUGGUCCACUGCAGUGCUGGUGUGGGCAGAACGGGUGUGUUUAUUGCUCUCGACCACCUCAUUCAGCACGUCAGAGAUCACGACUUUGUGGAUAUUUAUGGCCUGGUGGCUGAACUGCGCAGCGAGAGGAUGUGUAUGGUGCAGAAUCUGGCCCAGUACAUCUUCUUGUACCAAAGUACACUGGAACUUCUAAACAACAAAGGCAACAGUCAAUCCAUCUGGUUUGUCAGUUAUUCUGCUCUGGAGAAGAUGGACUCCCUGGAGGCGAUGGAAGGUGAUGUCGAGCUGGAAUGGGAAGAGACCACUAUGUAAAGACCGACACAGAUGGACACCUUGCCCGAACGAGAGUGAUGCUGUUACGAGGUCACUGGGAUGAUAACCCCGGGCUGUAAUGCCUCCACCACACGAGAGGGAGGAGGAGAAACAUGAGGUGAACAGCACAGUCUGAACUGAAUGAUCUGUCAGUCAACUAAGACUUUGUUGCUCCACUUCAACCCAUUUCUCAGCAAAGUCCUCCCCUUUAAUGAACCUCUCGUCCACCAUUUUUCAAAGAGAGAGAGAAACAAGAGGGAGACAGGGACAGAGAAUUUCUGAAAUGACAGGCAGAAUAGAGCAAAAACGUUGAGCGCUCUAUCACAUCUGAAAGCCUACAGGUACUUUGCACAAAUUGAUUUCACUGUUACGAUUGUAUUAUGUUAAUAUCAUCUAUGUUUUUGUAAGAUAAUUUAUUCAGCCAAAGUGGUGUUUUUUUGUUUUUUUUCACUCUCUUUGUAAUUCUGCCUUUGUCGAAGUGCAUUUAUGUUUUGUUUAUCCUUUCUCAAGCGUGAUUUGCAAA
Molecule: messenger RNA, 11092 nt
Organism: Morone saxatilis (striped sea-bass)
Lineage: Eukaryota; Metazoa; Chordata; Actinopteri; Moronidae
Gene: ptprq
Product: protein tyrosine phosphatase receptor type Q
Biological process (GO): protein dephosphorylation
Molecular function (GO): protein tyrosine phosphatase activity; protein binding
Source: RefSeq, a predicted model, not a curated record